AUGAGAAUCGCUUGCUUACAAUUCGCCCCUCAAGUUGGAGAUGUCGACAAUAACUUUAAAAAGGCUGAUGCGAUACUCAGUAAAGCAGAUCCGGAAGACAUCGAUCUAUUAGUCCUACCUGAGAUGGCAUUUUCUGGCUAUAAUUUUACCUCAUUGGGGCAUAUUACUCCUUACCUUGAGCCAAGUACUUCCGGUGUUACAUCUGCAUGGGCGCGCACGAUAGCUCUCAAACACAACUGUAUAGUUACAGUUGGUUAUCCAGAAAAGGUUGAUCACUUUUCAAGAGUUUCAGCGAGACCUGAGUACUAUAAUUCUGCUGUUACAGUGAACAAGGAGGGUGAGCCUAUUGUUAAUUACCGAAAAUCAUUCCUUUACUAUACCGAUGAGACUUGGGCUCAUGAAGGAUCCGGUUUCUUUAGCGGAGAAAUUGAUGGACUAGGGAAAGUAGCCAUGGGAAUAUGCAUGGAUUUGAACCCAUACAAAUUCGAAGCUCCAUGGAGUACCUGUGAAUUUGCCUCUCAUGUACUUGAGAAGAAAGCAAAUCUUGUAAUUGUGUCAAUGGCCUGGCUUACAAGAGAAGACCAAAUUUCUUUUGGUCUAUUAGCAAAAGAACCUGAUAUGAAAACAAUUUCUUAUUGGAUUACCCGAUUGGAACCUAUUAUUCGAGCCGAAACCGAUGAAGAAAUCAUCAUUGUUCUUGCCAAUCGAUGCGGAACUGAAGGCGAAGCAACAUAUGCAGGGACAAGCGCAGUUCUAGGUAUUAGAGAUGGCGAAGUCAGUGUAUAUGGAAUUCUUGGUCGGGGCGAGGAGGAGCUUUUGGUUGUUGAUACCGAUGAAAUUCCUAGAGCAAAAAUUGUUUCAGCGCCAAGGUCAACCGAAUCUACUUGA
Messenger RNA from Sclerotinia sclerotiorum 1980 UF-70, 888 nucleotides. RefSeq lists its product as hypothetical. The transcript has 4 exons. Gene Ontology annotation, molecular function: protein-N-terminal asparagine amidohydrolase activity; protein-N-terminal glutamine amidohydrolase activity. NCBI's taxonomy places the organism in Eukaryota, Fungi, Ascomycota, Leotiomycetes, Helotiales, Sclerotiniaceae. The record is from RefSeq and is a predicted model, not a curated record. The coding region runs from base 1 to 888 and encodes 295 amino acids. Gene Ontology annotation, biological process: protein catabolic process.